Gloeophyllum trabeum ATCC 11539 is the source of this 2232-nucleotide messenger RNA. Its product is annotated as SWI/SNF complex protein. The coding region runs from base 37 to 2142 and encodes 701 amino acids. The transcript is spliced from 2 exons. The record is from RefSeq and is a predicted model, not a curated record. NCBI's taxonomy places the organism in Eukaryota, Fungi, Basidiomycota, Agaricomycetes, Gloeophyllales, Gloeophyllaceae. Gene Ontology annotation, biological process: positive regulation of DNA-templated transcription. Gene Ontology annotation, cellular component: SWI/SNF complex. Gene Ontology annotation, molecular function: zinc ion binding; histone binding; DNA binding.
GCCGCUUGCCGACUGUUCGAGACAGGGAACACGACAAUGGAUUCACCUAAACGCGUUGGCUCACCUUCUCCUGGCUCCUCCGAUGCGAAACGGAUUCGUCUGACCGUUCCACAGCAAAACCAAGGUGUCGAGGCUGUGGAUCCCGAAAUUGCUCCUGGCAAAAAGAGUGAGCUGGAGCCAAUACAAGGCGGGGACAUAGGCAAUUUACCCGGCGAGCCGCCUGCCGAGACGCGUCCAGAGACAGGUGGGAGAGUGCGCGUCCUGGGGGAAGGGGAGGAAGAUGGCGGUGACGUGGAAAUGGGAGAGGGCGGCGACGACGAAGGAGAUUCUGGCGAGGAGAACGAAGACGAGGAUCCCGCACAGUUAGAAGCGACGAGAGUUCGUCUGGAGGAUCAGGCGCGCAAAUACUUGGCUGCCCAGACGCACGAAGUCAUCAUUCCCUCCUACGCUGCCUGGUUCGACAUGUCCAAAAUUCAUUCCAUCGAGAAGCGCGCCCUGCCCGAAUUCUUCAAUUCCAGAAACAAGUCCAAGACCCCUGCCAUUUACAAGGACUACCGCGACUUCAUGAUUAACACCUACCGCCUCCGCCCUUCGGAAUACCUCACUGUUACAGCUUGCAGAAGGAACCUGGCGGGUGACGUUUGCGCUAUCAUGCGCGUGCAUGCUUUCUUAGAGCAGUGGGGUCUGAUAAACUACCAGAUUGAUCCCGACUCGCGUCCUGCCACAUUGGCACCACCAUUCACAGGCCACUACCGUGUCAUUAUCGACACACCCCGUGGACUUCAGUCGCUACACCCUGGGACGCGGCCGCCCAACCACCCUCAUGCGCAGGGCGUGAACGGUGCUCCCAAGCCCGGUUCCACGUCUACUCCAGCAUCCCUCGAACUUCGCUCCAACAUCUAUCAGACUACGGCGAAAGCCUCGCGGCCCAUCAAUGCUGAGCAGGCAAAGGAGCUGGCUAACGGUGCUUCUGCUCCUGGUGGUAAUGGUCGCGCGACCGCAUCGAUCACGUUCCAGUGUGAUACGUGCGGUGUUGACUGUACGGCCGUGCGGUACCAUUCCCUCAAAGUGAAGAACUUUGAGCUCUGCCCACCGUGUUACCUUGACGGUCGCUUUCCCUCGACCAUGUUCAGCGGCGAUUUCGUCAAGCUGACCAACGCUGCCACCACGAGCGGCAACGCCCACCUCAGCGACAAUGACUGGUCGGACGACGAGAUUCUCCGGCUGCUGGAGGGCGUGGAGAUGUAUGAUGACGAUUGGUCAUUGAUUGAGGAGCAUGUGGGCACGCGAUCUGCGCAGCAGUGCAUACGCAAAUUCCUGGAACUCCCCAUCGAAGAUCCAUAUCUGGAGACAGAAGGCUCCAUGGGCGGCCUUCGAUAUGCCCGUAUACCCUUCGAACAAGCAGACAACCCGGUGAUGAGCGUCGUCGCUUUCCUGGCUGGCGUUGUCGGACCUGGGGUCGCCGCUGAGGCCGCCAAGACGGCAUUGCAUGCCCUCACAGAUGGUGCCACAAAAGAGGAAGAAAAGCAGGACGCCAAACCCCCUGAAGCGGGUGAGGGCGCAACUGCCGGCGCUCAGGGUGAUAAAAUGGAUCAGGAUGCUCCAAGUCAGGGCCAAGAGGGCGCUUCAAGUAAACCGAGCACUCCGACCCCUCCGUCAAACGAGAUGGUCACGGACAAGGGAGAGGAAAAGCAGCCUUCGGCCCGGAUACCUCAUUCCAAAGUCGUCCGCGCCGCCGACCUAGCCCUCAAGGCAUCUGGCAAGGCCGCGGGGGCCUUGGCGGAUGCCGAGGACGCGCAGAUCCGCUCUACGCUAGCGAACCUCAUCAAACUGACUCUGACAAAGCUCGAGCUCAAAAUGGCACAGUUCGAGGAGCUGGAGGAUAUCUUGGAGGAAGAGAGGAAGGCUCUCGAGACCGCACGGCAGCAGGUCGUUGAGGAACGCGUGACAUUGAAGCGUACGCUCGAGAAAGUGCGUAGUGAGCUCCAGAAAAAUGGCGCUGCCGCCGCGGCAGAUGCUACGUCCCAGACCAGCCUCGGUACGAGCGGGCAGGGCACUAUUGUCUCCCAGGUGCAAGAGGGCACCGCUAUGGAAGGCGACUCGGGUCCGAUUAGCGGAGGAAAUAUGGCGCAACUCAGCUGAGUCGUUCUUGGUGAUAUUGCAUUCCUUGUAAUUCUAUUGUUGUCCCUGCUGUCUAAUAUCAUUUAUCUUUAUUGUUCGGAUUGGUCCCGG